AUGUCACCUUUCGAUUUUGAUGAUUUUGCAAAGAAAUUGGGGAAUCAAGAACGUGUUGGAUACUACUAUAGAGUGCCAGAGGGAGUAAAUGGGCUAGAAAAUGUGCUAGAAUUUAAUUGGGUGGAUGUGGAUGUACAAGAAGAAGAAGCAACCACUGAAUCUGAUGAUGAAUUUAUUGAUUCUGAUUAUGAGCAAGAUGAAGAAGGGAUUGGUGUAUCAUUUGAGCAAAAUGAAGAUGAUAUCAUAUCAUUUGAGAAAAAUGAAGAUGCCAUUGUGUUAGACACCUUUAUAACAACUUCAAAUUACUACACAAGGGUUUAG
This is a messenger RNA of Prunus armeniaca (apricot), 321 nucleotides long. The record is from the annotation of a GenBank genome assembly. Lineage: Eukaryota; Viridiplantae; Streptophyta; Magnoliopsida; Rosales; Rosaceae.